Messenger RNA from Meloidogyne enterolobii, 702 nucleotides. Lineage: Eukaryota; Metazoa; Nematoda; Chromadorea; Rhabditida; Meloidogynidae. The record is from the annotation of a GenBank genome assembly.
AUGGAAAAAGAAUUUGGCUGCAAAAUACAUUACCCCAAGAAGAAAGAAAAAGUUCAUGGAAAAAUGACUGAAAUUAAAAUUACCUCUCCACAAUCAGCCGAAAAUGUUCUGAAAUGUCGAAAUGCGUUAGAAGUAGCUGUUGAAAAGGCUCGCAAACAGGCAAUGCCCACACAUUUUGUUUCUGUCCCCGUUGGAUUGACUAGUGUUAAAAUAAGGGAGCAAUACCAAAAUUUUGUUCACAGCAUUCGUGCAGAUGAGGAUUUGCCGGAAGAUUGUAGAAAUCCAGACCUUUUUAUAACUCCAAGCAAGCUUCAUUUGACUCUCUGUGUUCUUAGAUUAUUUACAGAGGAAGAUGUCAACUCUGCCAAACAGUUUUUGGAUGAAUUGUUUCAAUCAGAAGCCGUCAAACUCCAAAAAUUGGCCAAUAUUGUUGAAGAAUCUCUCUCAGCUUCCUUUUUAACCGAAAAACGAAAAUCCAAAGAAGUUGUGUUGCACAUGACGAUGAUGAAUACAAAAUAUUUACGAGAGAAAAAGAGGUCCUUUUUGAAUGUAUCCAAACUUUUGGAAAAAUUUGGCAAAUUAAAUUUUGACCCUGUCAAUGUUACAGAGCUUCAUCUUUGCGAAAUGAGCAGCUUAACUGAUGCUGAAUUGGCCCUUGAGACGUAUAAAUGUAUACAUCAAUUACAAUUUCCAACCAAAUAA